AGAAAUGAAUCACACAAACAAUCGCUCCCCGCGGAGGAAGGCAGAGUCUUGUGUAUCAGCAAAGAAAGGAGUGACACACAGCUGUGUGGAGAUUUUCGUCUAUGGUGCUGACCACUGCUGCCGGACUGUUUUCUCCUGACAGGCACAUCGGAUCGCCCCUUUCCUCAGUUUUACAACGUUUGCAGAUGAGCUCAACUGGUCAUUCCUCCUGUUGAUCCUGCCUACCGAGUGCGGGUCCGGUAACUCCACAAUCUGCAAAUUCCUUUCCCCGAAUUCAUAAUCCGGAGUGUCCAGUUAGUUAACCCUCAAAGAAGAAAGAAACAGUUGGUAAUCUUUGAAGGAUCUACAGAUCGAGGCGCCGCAGCAAAUGUCACGGGCUGUUGCCGAGUAGGAGCCGGACGCCUGUCGCUAUGGGACAGCUCAGCCUCCUAGAUACUUUCCUUAAAGCCAUUGCCUAUGGACACCUUUGGGCUUCAGCACAGUUGUAAUGAAGGAUGCCCACAUUCCCCGUUUUUGCCAAGAUGCCUCAUGCCUGACUGGAGUGGACGUGUUCCUCUUUGGACACACAUGCUCAGUUUCUUUACGUGGGCCACACAGAUAGCCAAGAAUGGCUAGGAAGUGAAUAGGCUGUGCCGUCUACUCCGUCAUGCAUUCCUCAAUGGGCACUGCUGUCCCAUGGUACUCCCCAUCGUCUGGCAGGGCUCAGUCACGGCACCCGGGUAUCAACAUCAAACUGAAGAUCUCCCAGUGGGAAGGCCGCACUCAGCAGCCGGGGCCGUCACGUCAUGCUUUGCUUUCUCGCACCCUUUCUGAUGGUUCAGAGGGAUCAUGCAGCAAGACUGGCCUCACCAAGGCCAAAAGCCUAGGCCUGGACUUUAGGGAAGAAUGGAAAGAGCACAGUGUCCACCAGAAGCAGCACCGCAAGAACUCAUGUAGCACAGACUACACGUCAGCCAAGGCUUUUGAAAAAUUGGAAUGUGAGGACAAAGUGGAAAAUGGUGGCUGGGCCACAGACUUGGGGAAGUCUUUCCCUCCGGGAAACUUUUAUACCUCUCGGGGAUUUUGGAGGAGAAUGGAGGAUACUCCCAGGAACAAGAAAAAUGGGGAACUUGGGGAGUCGGAAGAAAGUGGGGAACCAGCAAAAACUCCCCAGGAGGAACCCGCUAUCAACCCAGUGCCCAAGCCUCAGCGUACAUUCAAGUAUGCAGGGGAUCAUGGACCCCAAGGAAGAGGGUUGAGAACUGAUGAUUAUGUUCUUGGGAGCAGCCAUGCAACAGCCAGAAGGGGAGUGGAUCAAAAGUUUCCUCUGCCUUCCUAUCCGCCACCCAGCCUCCCAGAUGGCAUUGCACGUGGGAGAACUAACAGGAAAUCGUUUGAGUUUGAAGAUGCUGAAAAGCUGCGUGUUCUUGAGUCGAAGAGCCAGCUGGAGGCACUGGAGUGUGGCCAUUCGGGUCUGUACCACACGCUGUCCGAGGACAACAUCUACGAGGACAUUGUCUAUCCUGCCAAGGAGAACCCAUAUGAAGAUGUCAAGCUGUCAACAUUUUGUAUGCUUAAAGCCAAUGCGUCACCCUGGAAGACAUCACUAGGGGUACAGGGUUUGCCACCAAAGCUGCCACCAAAGCCAACCAACCUUUCUAGACAGACUCCAGUUGUGAAACGGGCACAUGAGCUCCGCAGAGGCCACCAUGACGUUACCACUUUGCCUCCAGCCCGUCCUCCACCUCCAGUGUUGUCUGGUGUGGACUGCAUGAAGAACAGUCCAGCUGCAGAUGUCAAUGUCAAGCAUCGGAAAGGGAGAAGGUUUGUAAAGAAAAUUGAUGAGAUCUUUGAGGCUAAGAGAGGGAAAAAACGAGUGAAGAUUCAGGCCCCAAGUGGACCAGACACGUCUUCCAGUAGAGAAGAUGCUAGCGGAACAGAGAGCGACCCUGAAGAUCGGGCUAAAGGUACGGCUCGGCGCUCUGUGUAUGUGCAGUCCACUCUUCGUCGGAACCCACGUUACCAAACCCUGGAGCGAGACCUGUGGGAGUUGCAGGAGAAACAGUUAUUUGAGCUCUUUGUGGUUGUGUCAUUGCGAAGACAGUCCACUUGUAAUGUCUACAAGCCAGAGAUCACUCAGCAGUUUCCAAAUAAGUUUGAGAAGUCCACACGUCAGUCGCGGGAUGCUGAAGAGCGACUCCGAGCCAUUCCCAAGUUCUGCUUCCCUGAUCCUCAGGACUGGUGCCCGUGUACAGAGCUUAUCAGUGAAACGUUUUCGUUUGUGCUGACUGGUGAGGAUGGCAGCCGUUGGUUUGGAUACUGCCGCAAAAUCCUGCCAAGUGGGAAGGGUAUGCGCCUUCCGGAAGUGCACUGCAUUAUCAGCAGGAUGGGCUGCUUCAGCCUCUUCUCCAAGAUCCUGGAAGAAGUGGAGCUGCGUCGAGAGGUCUCUACAGCCCUGGUGUAUCCUUUCAUGCGUAGUGUUAUGGAGGCUCCAUUCCCUGCUCCAGGUCGAACCAUUGUGGUGAAGAGCUUUCUACCAGGCUCUGGAAACAAGGUGCUGGAGCUUUGUCGUCCUGUGGACUCACGGCUGGAACACGUGGACUUUCAAAGUCUGUUUCAGUGCCUGGAUGUCAGUCGGCUUCUGCAGGUGUUUGCCUCGCUGCUUCUGGAAAGGAGGGUCAUCUUCAUCGCUGACAAGCUCAGCACCUUGUCUCGCUGCGCCCAUGCAGCCAUCGCCCUCCUGUACCCCUUCACCUGGCAGCACACUUACAUCCCAGUGCUGCCUGCUUCCAUGAUCGACAUCACCUGUUCGCCCACUCCUUUCCUGAUUGGCGUAUUGUCGUGUGCCCUGCUGGAGCUCGAGAAAUUGCCCCUUGAGGAGGUGCUGAUUGUUCAUCUCGAUGAAGGUCGUUUUAUUCAGCAGAUAUCUGAUGAGGACUGCAUCUUACCCAGCAAGCUUCAGGCAGCACUGCAGCAGAUCCUGGAGGAGCGAGAGCAGAUUCUGGCCCAGGAAACAGCCCUGCAAGAAGCAGGCUCCUCCCCUAACCUCAGUGGCCUUAUUUCAGAAGCUUUCGUGCGGUUCUUCGUCGAGCUGGUGGGUCAUUAUUCCUUGCACAUGGCACCAGGAGAUGCAGGACAACGUACCCUGCAACGGGAUGCUUUCCGGAAAGCCCACACGUCUCGGGGGGCCCGGCAGUUUCUGCAGCUGUUCAUGGAGACACAGAUGUUUGCUGGCUUCAUCCAUGACCGAGAACUCCGAAGAGAAGGGGUAAAAGGCCUCUUUGAGUUGCGUGCUGCUGAACAUCUGGAGACCAGACCUGAGCCCGAGUCCAGUGGAGUGAACAAGUUUCUGAAGGGCCUGGGUAAUAAAAUGAAAUUUCUUCAGAAGAAAUGAACUGGAAGCACUUUUCCCGUUGGUCACUGCCGGCACGCUAGCGGCUUGACUCAAGUGGACAUACUUAAUGGACAAGUCAGCGGACUGUCAGAAUCCCAGGGUGCUCCCUAGCUACUCUGAAACUGGAGAGUACUGGCGUGAACUGGAAGUGGUCAGUGUGAUGCAUUGAGACCUCAGUACACACCUACCAAAAACUGGAUGUGAGAACGAGAACUGCGGAAAUGACAGAUUGACAAGAAGGUGGAGUGUGCAUUCCUGAUGGCGUGAUUUGUGCUUAUUGAUCAUUCUUGUUGCUUCGUGAAUUGGAGGGGAUGGCAGAAAGUAGAGGAGACUGUUUUAAGCCAAAGGGUUCCAUAUUGUAGAGUUGAAGGAAUUUGCUGAAAGGACAGCCACAGACAGACCUUCCUUGCAGACGUUUGUCACUGGCUUCUCGUUGUUGUCCAAGUACUCUUUAAUUAAGUGCUACACAUCGGCCGCAAACUUCUCGAAGAUGAGUUGUGCCGAUUUGUGUCUAAUGUGAUUCUUUGUCACCGAGCAAGCCAGAAGCUAAUCUGGGAUACGUGUUCUCUUUUUAACCCUAUAAAAAUUCUUGCAAUUUAUUUUAUUUUCCUCUUGUUGAUAAACACGUGGGCCGGUUUAUGACGGCUGUCUUUAAAUCUUUCUUAUAUUUAUUAUAGGCUGAGCCUCUUUUUUAUUUCUGAAUGCUCUUCUAUUAAAAUAUGUGUGCCCAGCA
Messenger RNA from Polypterus senegalus (gray bichir), 4106 nucleotides. It is a transcript of the gene dennd2c, whose product is annotated as DENN/MADD domain containing 2C. The record is from RefSeq and is a predicted model, not a curated record. Lineage: Eukaryota; Metazoa; Chordata; Cladistia; Polypteriformes; Polypteridae. The transcript has 19 exons. The coding region runs from base 647 to 3373 and encodes 908 amino acids.